Messenger RNA from Limanda limanda (common dab), 4010 nucleotides. It is a transcript of the gene ccdc187, whose product is annotated as coiled-coil domain containing 187. NCBI's taxonomy places the organism in Eukaryota, Metazoa, Chordata, Actinopteri, Pleuronectiformes, Pleuronectidae. The transcript is spliced from 13 exons. Bases 328 to 2772 code for a protein of 814 amino acids. The record is from RefSeq and is a predicted model, not a curated record.
CCGUCCGCCUGCAGAUCUUUUUGUUUCUCUGUAGCGACUCGAAUCCAAAGUUCAGAAGAGAGAAAGAGACCGAGACGUUUGUUUGAGGAGAAUCCGACUCAGAGAUAGAGAGGAAGAAGAAGGGGAGGAAGAGGAGGAGGAGGAAGAGGGAAAGUGAGACUGAGGAAGACAACACAGACGGACGCCUGUUGAAUAGUCUGUUGUGUGUCUAUGUGUCUGUGUGUGUCCCUGUGGGUGCAUAUAACACCACAGUGCGGUGCGUGGGCAGCUGGAACAGGCUCUUGUGUAUCAGCUUCACCAUGAGGCAGUGACAGCACCGGGACAGCGAUGGCAGAGCUGGAGAUCGACCAGUCCAACCUCCCACGUGUCCAGGAAGUGUGCCAGGGUUUUGCCGUUCUGGAGGAUGGAGCGUUGGCACACAACCUGCAGGAGCAGGAGAUUGAGCAGUACUACACCACCAACGUCCAGAAGAACCAGCUGGUGCAGAACGACAUCCGUGUGGCCAAGAGGCUGCAGGAUGAGGAGGAGGAUCAUCGAGCCCAGCAGAGUGCCGACCUCCGACAGGCUUCCAGACAACUAGAGGAGCAGGACCUGGAGUACGCCCGGAUCAUUCAGGAGGAGCUCCAGCGCUGUGCUGAGGAGGCUCACAGAAGGGAACAGGAUGAUGAGGAAAUAGCUAAGAGGAUGCAGGAGGAGGAGGAGCAGAGGAUCAGAGCGAGGAGCCGAGGGCAGGAGGGCCGCAGCCAAGACAGCGCCGGUGACUCUGCUCUGCCGGCCUCACACCAGCACACACUCAGCGGCCAAGGAGGGGAGCAGUGCUCAUCUUCCAACACGAGGUGGCAGUAUUCUACCUCUCACAACCAUUCAGACCUAACUGUGACUCGGGCUGCCUCCCACUGGGGACCAGUAGCUCGGGGAAGCAGAACUUCAGGGUCAAAUCAAGGACACGCAGAUUCCAUUAGGCCAAUCAGGGAAGAGUUGAGAGAAGCUUUGAGCGAAGACUCCGAGGAAUCAGACACAGUUUUCUCUGCCCAGCUCUCCAACUGGUCCCAGAGACCCAGUAGAAGAAUAAACACAGCCCCCCCUCAACACCGGGCCGCUUCACGCUAUCCACAAGAGAGAAACUUCAGAAGUCUUAGCUCACGCAGCAGCUUCAGAGGCUGGAGCCAGGAGAGAGGGGAAGGGGAUUAUUAUGACAAUGAACUUUAUGACAGAGAGAAGAGGAGGAAUGGGAGUCGGCAGCAGGAGAGGAGCCACAGAGAGGAUUAUGAGCGAUGGCACAGGGCCGGGGAUCAGGAUAGAGACUCCGGGUCGGUCGAGGGGAGAGAGAGGCGAUGCAGCCGCAGUGAAUCCGUCCGAUUACCUGACCGGAGCAGACACGGCAACCGAGACCUGGCCAGGACCUGGAGCCAAAGGGACAACCCAGACAGACGUGUCCACUUCCAGGAGGACGCCAGGAACUCUCACAGGCAGCCGGACGGAAGCGGACAAGUCUGGGAGAUGCUGGGCCAGGUCCUCAGGGAGAGGGGCGUGGCCGUGAAGGUCGGCGCCAACGGGGUGCCGCUGCAGAUCGGCCCUCAAAGCCGAGAGAGCCAGGUGCUUCAAGGGAGCGAGGUCUCCUGCUGCAGCUCCCAACCACAUCAGAGAGCCUUCCAGAGGGCGGCCACCACCAGGCACAGUUUCCAUGGAGACAUCAGGAAGAGGAGGAUAUCGUCACACCGGGAGAACAGCGGGAGAGAUCACAGAGAAGACCCGGACGGGCGCUGUGACACCGGGGAGCGUGGUGGAGAGGUUUACGAGAUCAGCAGCAGAGACUCCAAUCUGGCGAGAGGGGAAAGUGGAGGAAGUAGAAGGUGGAGCGAGCAUGACGAGGCGAGAGGGAGGAAUGUGAAUGAUUCCAGGGUCAAGAGGACAGCGAGUGAACGCCGGCCUCGGCACACGACCACGGAACGAAGGUUGAGCUCGGAGGAGGUGCGGGAGGAGGAAGGGAGGGCGGAGUGGCCCCCCCGACGAACCCCACAGCGUAGCCUCAGCCUCAGCAGCACCGGGGCCUCCUCCAUGGACAGGUCAAGGCACGAGGCAGAAGGUGUGUCACUGCAACCGGAUCCGAGUGAAACGAGCCUGAACCUUGGGGAGCUGCAGCAGGUCCUGAGGGAUGAGGAACUCGCCCGCAAGCUGCAGGAAGAAGAGGACAAGCUGCUGAGGAGGAUGAGUGAUCCAAGGAACUCCCAACCCCCUCCUCCACGUGGUCCCUACCCACAGGGAGACUUCAGGGUAGCACAAGUGGCGCAGGACGAGGAAAUCGCACGUUUCAUGCAGAAGCAGGAAGUCAAGUCGAAGCGCCGAUCGCGUGAGCUGGAAGGGCCGGGGUCGUGGCGUGAGCACAGAUCGAUGAUCAGUCACCAUGACAGACGAUCGGCAAGAGAGAGACAGGUCCAGCGAGAGAGACUGGACUCCGAGGGACUUCCUUCCCCCACGGACGACUGCUGCCCGGAGAACCAGCCGCCCAGUCCCAGCGCCACUUUACUCCCGGCCCAGCAGAUCAGGAACAUCGCAGAGGAGCUGGACCCGACCUUCCAGGCCCGGAGGCAGGACACGGAGCGCCUCCAAGUGGAACAAACUGGUCCGGCGUGUCAGUCACUUCCUGUGCCGCAUCCCGGCUUAAACGGCUUCCUGGUGGAGCCAGCGUUCAUCCCGCCCACCAAGCGGCAGCCCGAGAAAUCAACGCACUCGAAACCAAAAGAGAAGAAGGAAAACUGCAAGCAGCAGUGAUGUCCAGCACAGAGUCGGAUUGAUGGAUUGAAAAUAUAUCUCAUAGCACUAAAUAUCCGUUCUCACGAUCCCAUUACUUUGAGGUUAAAAGAGUUGACUGGCCACUCCCAUUAGCACUUUAGACCAGAGAAGUGACAUUUUAAGAAAAGUCCUUGAUUGAGUGAACAGUGACAACACUUUGGACUCAAGCCUUUACGAUUAUCAAAGGGAAAACUGAGGCUUAUUGAAGUAUUGUUUGAAUUCAUCAGUGUUGCGUGUUUAAUUUAAACAGUAUAACAUUUUAUAUUUGUAUCCUGUGUGACUGUGUUGUCAGCAUCCAAAAUGUCCUCUUUGUUUAUAUGUGUUUAAAGAGCAGCAGCGUGUACAUGAUUCAUUUUCCACAAGAAAGACACAGAGGAAAUAACCAAGGUUGAAUCAGAGGUAACUUCCUCACCUUCAGUUGAGCGAUGUCUGACUGUACAGGACAAACCCUGAGUUGUUCACUUUACCAAGAGGAGUAAACAAGAAGUUAGUCUGAUAAACUGAGUGGGGGGUUUUCGAAGCUUUGUUUCAGAGCAGUUUGACCAGACUCCUGCUGUGUCUGCAGAAGCACUACGACAAUCACAUGAACUUAUUUAAUCAUUAUUUAAAUACGGAAACACAUAUUACAACUGUCAUCAUUUUAUGUCACGGUGCAUUGUUUUAUCAAAAUGUAAAUAUAACCCAACCUGAGAGGACGGAUGUUCGAUCUCUGGGAUCAUUAUGUAUUCAGCAAAGUAAUCUAAGCACAAAGGUUAGCAGCUAUUUUGGACAUUUUCAAGAUGACCCUGGUUUCCCCACACAUCCGACCGCUUGUUAUCGUGUGACGGAUUUUUUACACUGACACCAGGUCACAUGAUCACACCCCUGAGGUCAAGAGAUGCAUUUGAAAACUCCAAAAAAAACGUGUAUGUGGUACUUUAGGCUUAGAUUAAUCGGUACAGUAUCCAGAGCAUGGUUUGUAUAUUUUCUUAGGAGGAUUUUUGUAUCAGUCCAGACCUGCAGGACACGAGAAGGAUUCGAUUUUUUACACACACAACAGCUCUGUAGUUGGUUUGUUUGUAUAAUGUUCAUUUUAUUCCCACAUUUAGAACACCAGUUUCUUUUCUUUCAGUUUUUUUAUUCUUUACAAAUGAAAUGUACCACUCUGUGUAGUGGACCACAAUGAAUGCGACUGUACAACAACAAAUAAUAAAAUAUUUUUAUUGGCUGUUUCAAAA